AUGCCUGCAUUAAGAUUUCAAGCGUGUCGUCUACUUCUAGGAAAUGUUCGGAACAGAGAACUUUCUCUAAUACAACGCAGCAUUCUCCGAAGAUUGAGGAACAAGAGGAGAUCAAUCCAAAUCAAUCUUUCUAGGAGAGAAAAUCGAAACUGUUACAUUAAAUCACAAACAACACGAAAGUUGUCCCUUUAUUAUGGAGAUUUACCUACAAGGGGGCUUCUUCGGAGAGGAAGAGAACGAACUUCAUAUAUCCCUUUUCUACUCAAUCAAGAAACAAGAUCGGACGUGAUUCUGGUUCGUCUCCAUUUUAGUAAAACCAUUCCUCAAGCAAGGCAGCCGAUAAGUCAUCGAAAGGUUAGUUUGAAUAAUGGACAGGUCAGCAUAACAAGUUCUCAAGUUUCCCACGGUGAUCUAAUAUCUUUUCCAGAAACUAUAGCCGAAAUACAAAUAAGGAGAUCUUUCUAUAUCGACAUAUCAGUUGGCAAAAUAAUAGGGAAAUUCCUGCCGGUCAGAAUGUGGAGAAGAACCAAAACAGAAUGGUUCCGCUUACUCAAAACAAAGAGGGGGUGCCGUCUACUACUCCAAUCCGGGUUUUUGCAAGAGUUGCGUGAUUCUAUGCAAGAAGAAGACUUAGAAAGAACAAAGAAGUUUGGAUCCGCUAAAGUAUGCUUAGGCAGUUCCUUCGCUGAGCACAACAGAAUGAAGAAGAAUUUGUUUCAUUUCAAAUACUUUUUCUUAUUGAAGAGAAGGAAGGAGAAAAACCGAAAUCCUCCAACUCUUUCCAUAUGCGCUUUUGUUGACAAGUAUAAAGUAUAUUGUAAUUCGACCUAUUGCUCUGGAUCCCCUUUUACUAGGAAGAUAAGAAUCAAAAGGAUCGAACUACCUACUCAUUAUUCGGAGGUAAAUCAUAGAACACCAAAAGCUGUGGUAUCUUAUGGACCUAACUUAGGGAACAUCCCUCACGACAUAAGAUUGAAAGAUCCAAACCUUCCUCUUUAGAGCUGAUAAGUAAGAAAACGUGGCCAAAGCAUAUAAGCCCUCAUAGGGAAAUAUCCAUCCUGGGAGUAUAUCUCUCCUUAUAGAGAGGGUCUCCCUUUGGAUAGAAAUCAAUAUGUAAGACCGUCGCAGUCGACUAUAAGUAUCAGAUUGCUGGCCUGAGAGAAGGCAGUCUCUCUCGGGAAAACAUUGCCCAAUUUCUCUUCUUUCUUUUCACACAGGCGAAUAAAAGACACUAUGAACGAACAUGAGUUUCAAAUGCUCAAAGGGGAACACACUUUAGACAAAGGGAUUUGUUGUCAGGAGGAGUUUGGACUUUUCUUAGAAAGUCAAGCUCUUGACAAGUCCCAAGUGGAUUCAUAGGUCAUUAAUUCAUUCAUUCUUGUAAAGCUCUUGACAAGUCCCAAGUGGAUUCAUAGGUCAUUAAUUCAUUCAUUCUUCCUUUAAGUUCUCUUCGAUGUAUCGAUCAUGCAUUCCUAAACCACAUAAGCCGGGGGAGAUGCUACCCGCCCCGCAGACAUCAUUGUCAUGGAUGCAGCUUUUUCACAUAGUUUUUUAGGACAUCUUUCUAGGGUACUCCCAUUGGUUUCAAAAGAAAGGAAGGGUGCUAAGAGCCUGCUGCAAAUCAAAACUUACAGCUAACCACGCGACUACAUAUAGAGUGGCAUUUUCUAUUUGUUCAAAACUCUGUACCAUAACUCCAUUUCUCUUCUUCACACAAUUAGCUCUUUCUUUCUUG
Molecule: messenger RNA, 1735 nt
Organism: Musa acuminata AAA Group (dessert banana)
Lineage: Eukaryota; Viridiplantae; Streptophyta; Magnoliopsida; Zingiberales; Musaceae
Product: small ribosomal subunit protein uS4m
Exons: 1
Coding region: 1-999 (332 amino acids)
Biological process (GO): ribosomal small subunit biogenesis
Cellular component (GO): small ribosomal subunit
Molecular function (GO): structural constituent of ribosome; rRNA binding
Source: RefSeq, a predicted model, not a curated record